Messenger RNA from Monopterus albus (swamp eel), 6747 nucleotides. RefSeq names its product Rho guanine nucleotide exchange factor (GEF) 40 (gene arhgef40). The record is from RefSeq and is a predicted model, not a curated record. Gene Ontology annotation, molecular function: guanyl-nucleotide exchange factor activity. Bases 83 to 3937 code for a protein of 1284 amino acids. The transcript is spliced from 23 exons. Lineage: Eukaryota; Metazoa; Chordata; Actinopteri; Synbranchiformes; Synbranchidae.
UACACAGCCAUGCAGAGACAACCACCAAAGUAAAGAUUCAGAGAGUGGUGACAGUUUGGUCACAAAUGAAAUCCAGGACUUGAUGAACCACAAAGUCGGGCAUGUUAUAGAGGACCACUCAGAUCACGGAUCUCAUUCAGACUCAGUUUUUGAGGAUACCGAUAAGCCACUGAGUGGAGACAGUGAUACCACCACCCCAACAUCAGAUGUCUCAGAGAGACCAUUCACUGGAGUUGCAGAAAGUAGAAAGAUUACUAUCAGCGGGUCUAAAAUGAAGAAUCCGUCUAACCCCAAGGUGGCAGAGGACAAGGAAGGAAAGACAGAGGACAGAGUGUGUCCCAGAGGAAAGGAAGUUAAAACUGCAGGAUUCAGAGCACCAAGGAGGAAAAGGAAGGGAAAGGGGGCCAAAGGGAGGGCCAGGUCUGGUGGUCGUGCACACCAGAAAGGCUCUAAACUGCAGGGUAAAGCUCCUCAACCAAGUCCCGCCACCUGUUUUACUUUAACAAAGGUGCCAAUCACAGAGGAGAACCAGUCAGAGCAAACACAACAGGCUGACAACCGUCAUGGAGUGCCAACCAAAACAAAUGAGGGGACAAAGGAAACCAGUGCAGAGACAGAAGCCCAAUCUUUGCCUGUGUGCAUUGGCCAAUCGGGCACAUCCUUACUUAACCGUUCUAAUGAGGAGGCCAGGUCACGAGAGAGUCUCGAUCAACUCAGCGGUGUUACAUCUAAAGAUCCUCCAUUGCUUAGGGAUCUGAACACAGAGCUUGUCCAGUCCGGGAAGCUGAAGCUGACAGGUACAGUGGACAGGCUGGGGCGUGCUCUGGUUGUCACAGAGACAGAUGCAUCAGAGGAGGGUUUCUGUGAGGAGGAGAUGGCUCAGGUCCUGGCUUGCUAUCACAGAAUCACUCGGCCUGCAGCCAAAGAGAAAGGUCUGACAGUGUUAAUGGACAGUAGACACUCUCCACCCUCCUCUCUCUGCCUCUCUGCACUUACAUUGUUCCAGGUGCUAGUUCCUGGCGGUCUUGGAUCAGUUCUGGUUUUGGUGGAAGAGCAGCAGGAGUCCCCUUCUCAUAAUCUUGGAGGAGCAGAGAUCCACAUAGUGCGUGGAACAGGGGUCCUUCAACAAUAUGUAGACAAGCAACAGCUUCCCAAGGAGAUGGAUGGAGAGUUCAUCCACUGCCACUCAGACUGGCUGGCCUUCAGACUAAGUCUGGAGAAUCUGACAGAGCGUUGUGAGAGUGCCCUUUCACUGCUUGGAGAAGCACUGCAGUCUAUGGAUGCAGAGCCAAUGCCAGACAAUAUCAAGGGUGUUCCUCUGAGCAUCAACAAACACAGACAGCUCAUGGUCAGCGUCCUGGCUGACCAGCGCUUAACUGAACUGCAGCAGAGGGGUGGGGCGUGGCUUGCAGGACUAACCAAUAGCGCAUCUGGACUGGCACAGAAGUCACCAGACUGCAAGGCUGCUCUUGCUGCGACCUCUAAACUCUAUGACAGUGUGGAUGAUGCCCUCCAUAAGCUUGUUCAGGUGUCCAAUCAGAGAGGUCGCAACCUGGAAGCUCUGGGACGACUAGCAGGGCUGGUGGACAAACUGAAAAAGUGUGAUAAGGAGAUUGAGCAAGUCCAGUCACAGCUGGAAGACUACAGGGACCCUCCUCUGUCCCUCAGCAGACUUUCACUCAAACAGCAGAAGUUCAAAACCUUCAGAGAAACAGCCAAUGAACUGCACAGUGAGACUCUUUCAGUGUUGAGUGAUUUGGAGGGCUGGUGCGAGCUGGACUGGGCAGGCCUGAGUGACGUCCAGAUGCGACUUCCUCCUGUGAGGGAGAAGCUGAGAGAUAUGUCCCACUGUUUGUCUGACUGCUGGACCACCCUGGAUAACACACAGAGGCUGCUGUCCACACUAACUGAGGCCACCCAAUGGUGUGAUGCAGUCUCCUCUACCUCCUCCUCCACCUCUUCUUCUUCUUCCACCUGCCCUCUCGCCUCCCUCCCUCCCAUCCCCCCAUCCCGUUUCCAAGAUGCUAGGUCCUUAGCCAUAGAGCUCGGUGGCGGGGCGCUCUUGGAUCUCUGGACCCAGACAGUAGAACGCUACCAGCGGACUGUGGCACAGGUCAAACCCCGGUUCCUCCAGUCUGACAGGACCCAGAACCAGGGCCAGGGGAAGGCCAAGACGCCUUCAGCCAGCAGCCUGUGGGAUCUGAUGGGUCCUGAGGGAGAGGGCGAUUGGGGGCUGGGAGCUGGAGGAGGAGAAGGGGGGCUGCAGUCAUGGGGAUCCUUGGCAUCGCUGUUCAGACCACAGACCUGCUCCACACUGAAGAUAGGAGAGGAGAAAGGGAACAAGAAAGAGGGAGGAGGAGGAGCAGGAGGAGCUGGGGGAGGAAAGUUCCUGCAGAAUCUCCUAAAUCCUGCAAAGAAGAAUCCCACAGAGGCCCCGCUCCCUCCUAAGCCACCCAGAAAGCGCCACCCGAGCUUUGACCUCCAGGCUCUUCUGGCUCCCCGUAGAGGCACGGCGACCACCAAAACUGCUGAAUCUCCAGUGGGUGGGGCGAGUCGCAACUCCCCCAUGUCCUGGCUGGGGCGACGGGCAUUAGUUGACCCAGUUAUCACUACCAGCAUGGCUACAACAAUCCCUGGAUGCAGUGGAGGGGUGUUGAUUCGAGGAGUGGAAGUCAGCAGCAAGGAGGUGGUGGACCACACGGGGUCACCGCGACAACACGUGCUACUGGGGAGGACUGAGAGGGAAACAAGCACAGACAAGACUGGUUCAACUGCCCAGAGUAAGCUGUACCUGCUCUGGUGCAGGAUGCUGAGCUCAGAGAGGCAGUAUGUUGCUGUGCUGAAGGGGGUAGAAGAGACAUACUUCCCCUUACUGGAGCUCUCAGAUACCCCAGCCUGUAUCAGGGGGAAAGCAGACACCAUCUUCCCCAACUGGGCCGGCCUCAGCACCUUUCACUCACAGAACCUACUCCCUGCCAUGGAGGGUGCUCUUGUGCAGAGCUUGUUGCAGCAGGACUGCUUCAGUAAAUAUCGGGAGCAGUUUCUGCAAUAUUCUCAUUACAUUAGGGCUAAACCGGACCUGGACUGUCCACUGGUCACGCAGGCUGCCGACUUCUUUAAGUCCAAACUUCCUGCAGCCUCCCCCCUUUCCCCUCUGUCCUUCCCUCACUGUCUUCAGGCUCCCAUUCAAAGACUGGAGCAGUACUGUGAGGCUCUAGAGGAAUUGGGAGGUCUAAACCCUGCCUCUGACUCCGCCCUCUCCAUCCUGAGACAUGCCCAGCAGCAAGGCGAGGACCUCAGGGCCAGCGACCUCAUCGUCGGCUGCCCGAUCCCGGUGGCAGAGCGUGGCGAGCUGGUGCGGCAGGGCGAGCUGACGUUGUGUGGGGGAAAUCGGAGGAAGCGGGUUGGCAUGAGGAAUGUCUUCCUCUACCAGAAUGUUGUCAUCUUCACCAAACCAAAGAACCCUGGCCCGGGACGCACCACCUACAGCUACAAACACAGCAUCAAGACAGGAGAGAUGGGUCUGACUCAGAGUGUCGGUGAGGAUGGACUUAAGUUUGAGAUUUGGGUCCGCCAGGCUCCUCGGACCAGAGACUGCAUCACGCUGCAAGCACAGGACAGGGAAGGCAGGGAGGCCUGGACUCAUGACAUUGCCCAUUUGCUGUGGACGCAUGCCAUCAACAACACAGAGUUAUGUCUGAAGGAAUCGCUUUGUAUGGGAGUUUCCAGUAAGCUGCUGCUGGAUGCGACGGGAACUCAAGGCUCAGAGCUGGACUCCAUCUACAGUCUCAAUGACAGAGUUCACAGCAGUUGCUCUGACUCUUCGUCUGUUGGCAGUCAGAAGGAGGGGGGAUCCCCUGCGUCUGGGAGGGACCCCAGGAGAAGCUCUGGAUUAACAGGUUACUCACAGAGUCAGUCUCCCUCUACAGCUGUGUAACAUCUCAAUAAGAAAACUGGACCCUGGACCUUUUGAAGAGUUCAUCAUCUCAUCAAGCCAAAUUGAACUUCAGGGAGCAAGAAGACAAAAGAAAGAUCCCUGGACUUUAUUUGAACUUCAGCCACAUACUUGCUCUCCUCUUCCCCUUUUUUCCCCAUUGCUCCCUUUUGCUCCUUAAAGCAAAUAAAAAGCCAGCAGAUCAGCCAGAGACAGCACUGCCCUGCUUUCCCCCGUUUUAAACCUCCCAUCUCUGAUAUGAACCCCCGAAGAAAAGCUGCAUCCAAAAUGGAUCAGAACAGCCCUGUUUAAAGCAUGACAAGCACCAGCAGGGCUCUCUAUGCUCCGCCAUUUUGGAUCUGCCAGUCUCAGUUACUGGCAGAGUCACUGACACCAAAGGCACUUCAACCACACAGUGUGGCCAUUGUCUGCCCCGCGGCUCCCCACUAGGCCAAACCACUUGGUCUGAACCACUGACUGCCUGGCUGGCUGACUGUAUGCAUCACAUGCUCCAGCAUCUGAUAAUAAACAGGAAGUAAUAUGCAAGGCAUAAAUCCACCGUAGGGAUACAGAUUUAGAAUGUAUUAUGUACUUUGUCAUUUUCAUAAUGCUAAAUGGCGUACUGUAGGCUUGUUUUCCUGCCUGUGUAAAAAUGUGCGGCAGAGGCUAGGUGUGAUUGCAUCUAUGUAAAUGAGGCAGGGGUGGUAUGAGUAUGCAGGCACACACAAUGUCCCUCAACACAUGCAGACAUUCUUAUUAUUAUAGGACAGUGGGGCACUGUUUACAUUCACAUGCUCACACACAGUCUCUGGCCAUUUUAGAGCCGUACGGUGGCUAAAUCAAUGACAGGCGAGGUUACAUCUCAACACGUAGGCUACAGUAAGCAUUGCCUUGAUGAUGGCUGGGAAUGGCUUAUGUUAUAUCCAUAUCAUACAUGCAUACGUGGUGUUUUUAUUAACAUUGGUAAGGAUAUAAAGGCAAAACAGUAUUUACUCUUCUUUAAAGUGUAACUUAUGUCAGCAACUUGAGCUUCCUGGUGCCUUAAAAUGUUAUUCAGCGUACUGAUAAGAACUAAUGAAUUUAGUUUUAUACUUUUUUAGUAUGAGAUACCAUAUUCUUUAUGCCAAAGGUAUACAAUGGGUCUCUGUGCAAUCCUGAUUUAUGUACAGUGAAGUACUGUUUGUAUUGUCAGCUUUCUUGAUUGAAGGCUCUCUCCAUAAAAUGGAGAAUGGUGGAUCUGUUUCUAUAUUCUGGUUUUACUGGUUUUGUGCUUGCAGCCAGAACACAUGAACUGCAUAUCAUUAUUCUUAAAAAGGUCAUUUAAUCAAAUCUCACUUCUAGGUUGUUUCACUACUAUAAAAAGUCUUCCUGUUUAUGAUUAUUGUGUUUCAAGAUUAGAGUGUUGUACAUGAUAAUGAUAAUCACUGUUAUUGGCCAAGUAUGUUACACACACAAGGACGACCACUCUACCUCUUAAGCCACAGCAUUUGUGAUGGUGGGGGAUUAAUAUACCCUAAAUUUUAAAGGACUGGGUUUAUCUUUCCUGACAAGAGUUUGAGGAAAAGAUUGAUACCGCUCUUAUGACGGCAUGGUAAAUAUGUAAUUAUAGAGCAAGUAGCUAUUUAGCUUAGCUCAGCAUUAGAACUGGAAACAGGAAAACAGCUAGCCUGGCGCUCACCAAAGAAUAGAAAAAACCACACAGAAGCACCUCUAAAGCUCACUAAUGAACAUAUUAUCUCACUUUCACUGGUCUGUUCUAAAACCAAAGUAUAGGAAUGACAAUCUGCAGUUUUACAUUUGGAGCCAAACUAACUGUUUCCCCUUGUGUCCAGUCUUUAUGCUAAGACAGCCAUGAGAGUGUUAUAAAUCUUCUUAUCUAACUCUCAGCAGGAAAGUGAAAGAGCAUAGCUCAUAAAUUGCGGAAUCAUUCCUUUCAGAUAUUGUCUCUCAAAACUAAUGGAACAAAAGAUAAAAAUAACUUCCACUUCUGCAGAGCAGCAACCUAUCCUCUAACACUCUGCCAGACUUACAGUACCAGUGGGUCCAUAAAUAAAAAUACAUGUCACAAUGCUGCUUUUAUUCAAACUCUCCGAACUUAGAAUUCCGGUGGAGAUCCCAUAUACAUUAUUUUAAUACUGGUUUACAAGGAAGCUUACAAAAAGAUGCACAAGAUAUCUAGAACUAGUCAUUUAUGUGAUGAUGCAGCCAAUUUCAAUGAUUUCAUACAGUGAGUAGUUCAUAUUUUAUGACAGCAAGCAAACAGCCUGUAAAACCAAUCAUCAUUCAUUCACUGGGUUUAUUGGACAGCAUGUGUAUCAAACAAGAUCACGCUUAAGGUACAAGAUGAAACCAUCAGGUAGCGAAGGCCAGCAGCAGCGGGAGGUCACACCCGUGUCUGCGGAGAGCAGCGGCACUCCGUCGCUGUUAUCAGAUUCGGCAUGUUUCAUAUCUGCAUCCAAAUUCAAAAAUUGCAAAUGGCUAUUGAGCCCUUUUUGAAUCAAUAUGUAAUUUGUUGGCUUGGAGAAACCCUGUACACUUCAUAGCCUUUAGCUGUUUGGUACAUUGUGCUAUAUUGGAAGCAAUGUAAUGAACACCAUCUUUCAUUCUUACUGCAGUAUAGACUGUCAUAUGCAGAAUCCCUCACUUUGUUAUGCCAUAGCAAGGCAGUAUUAUUGUAUAUAAUCUUUUGCCUCGCUCUUUUUCUAUGACACACUGCCUGAUGUUUACAUUUUUUGGAAGGAAUGUUACAAAUGCAUGUUAUGCUUAUAUGAUAGUUGUACUUUUUCUGUGUCGAAAUAAAAUUGGAUGGUAGU